AUGGCAAAUGAGCCGAGGGAGUACAGGAAAGGAAACUGGACUAUUGAAGAAACAAUGGUUCUUAUAGAAGCAAAGAAAAUGGAUGAUGAGAGACGAUUAAUGAUUAGGCAUGGUGGCGAAAGCAGUAGUGCUCAUGAGAGAGGCAAACCGGGGGAGUUAAGAUGGAAACGCGUGGAAGAUUAUUGCUGGAAGAACGGGUGUUUCAGAAGCCAAAACCAGUGUAAUGAUAAGUGGGAUAAUUUGAUGAGAGAUUUUAAGAAAGUGAGAGAGUAUCAGAGGAGAGUGGCGGCGGAGAGAGGCGAAGAGAAAUCUUAUUGGAAGAUGGAGAAGAAUCAGAGGAAGGAACAUGGUUUGCCUUCAAAUAUGUUGCCCCAGAUAUUUGAUGCAUUGUUCGAGGUGGUGGAGAGGAAAGUGGUAGUGGGCGGUGGCGGUGGCGGGAUUGAAACUUCAAAUGUCAAUCCUAUUCAGGCCGCUGCAGCUCAAACGAUGCUUUUACCUCUCCCGCCACCCGCGCAACCACCUAGCCGCCCCUUUGCUGAGCCGUCGCUGCCCACAGCAGAUUCUGAUACAAGUGGGCAUUCAGACUCGCCAGCCAAGAGAAGAAGAAGAAGAGAACGAGGCGGUGGUGGUGGCGGAGGAGGAGGAGAAGGCGACGCCGCCGCGGGUGACAGCAGUUUACAAGAAGUUUGCAGUGCAAUUUCCCAAAGUGGUUCCAUUAUAGCAGAAGCAAUUCAUUCAUGUGAAGAGAGAGAAGAGAGAAGACACAGAGAAGUGUUGAGGUUGCAUGAGAGAAGACUGCAACUUGAGGAGUCAAAUGCUCAGAUUAACAGACAAGGCAUGAAUGGCCUUGUUGAUGCCAUUAACAAACUGGCAAAUUCUAUUCUUGCUUUAGCUUCCCACAAAAACCAACCAGAUUCUAAAUAA
Fraxinus pennsylvanica is the source of this 924-nucleotide messenger RNA. Lineage: Eukaryota; Viridiplantae; Streptophyta; Magnoliopsida; Lamiales; Oleaceae. The record is from the annotation of a GenBank genome assembly.